Olea europaea var. sylvestris is the source of this 1140-nucleotide messenger RNA. Its product is annotated as aquaporin PIP2-2-like. NCBI's taxonomy places the organism in Eukaryota, Viridiplantae, Streptophyta, Magnoliopsida, Lamiales, Oleaceae. The coding region runs from base 55 to 915 and encodes 286 amino acids. The transcript has 4 exons. Gene Ontology annotation, cellular component: plasma membrane. Gene Ontology annotation, molecular function: water channel activity. The record is from RefSeq and is a predicted model, not a curated record. Gene Ontology annotation, biological process: transmembrane transport.
ACAUUUUACACAAUAUUGAGGAUACCACCUUCGUCCCAAAACACACACUCGCCAAUGACGAAAGACGUUGAAUCUCACGGGGAGCCGGCGGAAUUCUCGGCCAAGGACUACCAUGAUCCACCACCGGCGCCGCUCAUUGAUUUUGAAGAGCUGAGCAGCUGGUCAUUUUACAGAGCACUUAUUGCUGAGUUCAUUGCCACUUUACUGUUCCUCUACGUCACAGUUUUGACUGUUAUUGGAUACAAAAGCCAGAUUGACCCCGCUCACGGCGGCGAUCAGUGCGGCGGCGUCGGGAUUCUAGGCAUUGCAUGGGCUUUCGGUGGCAUGAUUUUCAUUCUUGUUUACUGCACCGCCGGUAUCUCUGGAGGACACAUUAACCCGGCUGUGACAUUCGGGCUGUUCUUGGGACGAAAGGUGUCACUGAUCAGAGCAGUGAUGUACAUGGUAGCACAGUGUUUGGGUGCAAUCUGUGGUGUGGGUUUGGUGAAAGCAUUCCAAAAAUCUUAUUACAACCUGUACGGUGGUGGAGCAAAUGAGCUUGCUCCAGGUUACAACAAAGGUGUUGGAUUGGGUGCUGAAAUUAUUGGCACAUUUGUUUUGGUUUACACUGUCUUCUCAGCCACUGAUCCUAAGAGGAAUGCCAGAGAUUCCCAUGUUCCCGUGUUGGCUCCACUUCCCAUUGGAUUUGCUGUUUUCAUGGUUCACCUGGCCACCAUCCCCAUCACUGGAACUGGCAUCAACCCUGCUAGGAGCUUUGGAGCUGCUGUCAUCUACAACAAAGACAAGCCCUGGGAUGACCAUUGGAUUUUCUGGGUUGGGCCAUUUAUUGGAGCUGCCAUUGCUGCAUUCUACCACCAAUACAUUCUAAGGGCAGCAGCCAUUAAGGCACUGGGAUCUUUCAGGAGCAAUAAUUAAGAAUAUCGUGCAUUUCAUUCUCACAAAUGCAUCAAAGUGGAGAGGACCUUCAAAGCUGUACAUAUGAAUUCCCUCUGGAGAUAGGGUUUCUUUAAAUUGUACCCCUAUCAUUUUCCCUUUUUCCUCUUGGUUUGGAUGUAUUUAAAUGGUAUUGUAAUUUCUCGAACUUUUAAGUGCUUCUGUAUUGAUGAUGUUAUUCAUAAAUAAGUAAAUCGUUCGUGCUCA